Molecule: messenger RNA, 1167 nt
Organism: Diatraea saccharalis (sugarcane borer)
Lineage: Eukaryota; Metazoa; Arthropoda; Insecta; Lepidoptera; Crambidae
Source: the annotation of a GenBank genome assembly
CAUCUCUAUCAGCCAGGGAGCGUAUUUUAUUCUCUGUGGUUUUAGAUAGGCGUUUCAUGCAAUUUAUCAAAAACAAAGAGAAUUUAUGAAAAGAAAAUAAUUUUAAUAUAGAGACGCGUAAAGUCUUCAAUAGAAGUUAUUAGUGAGAAGGAAAUAGUGUUGGUUGUAAAAAUUCUAAAUUACUACAAUCGUGUUUACUGGAUACCCUAAAACAAAGUGCAGUGAAAAUGUCUGGACAUAAAUACAUCAGCAAUGCUAACAAUUUAUUUGAAGAUGAUGUCGAUGACGACACUUUUGUGUCUAGUUACAGAUCAAGAAUUCCACCUGCACAGUCGAAGCCUGUUCCUCCGUCAUAUGGUGGAGGUCACAUAGCGGAAUUGGAACGUCAAAGACAAACAAUGCUAGAAAGACAACGCGAAAUCGAACAACGCACUUUAGAUUCUUCAGCAAGAAGCAUAGGUCUGCUACGCGACUCUGAAAAAAUAGGCAUAGAUACCGCAGAAGAACUAGCUCGUCAACGAGACGUCCUUCAGAAUACAAAUAAAAGACUUGAUGAAAUAAAUACGAAUUUAACUUACAGCCAAAAGCAUUUGAAUGGCAUUAAAUCUGUUUUUUAUGGACUAAAAAACUACAUUUCUGGAAAAUCUGAUCAGACACCAUCUAGAAGUCAAGCAUCUCCUGAUAUAAGAAGUGCUCCUAGGAGUGGUCCUAGCAAUUUGGAGGCAACUAUAGACAGUUUUUCUAAUAAUAUUACAAGCGAAGAGCGGUUCAGUUCACAUCCUUCGACACGUUUACGUGGGUUAGAAGAGCCAACAUCAUCGGGGCCUGUUACAGAUAGUAAACGCAUUAAUGAUAUGCUGGAUGCUAAUUUAGAUGAAAUGCUGGUCUCCAUAUCCAGACUUAAAGGUCUUGGAGUAGCUCUUGGUGAUGAAAUAGAACAGCAAAAUGAGCUAAUUGAUACUAUUCAAGAUAAAGUGGAAGGAGCUGAUAUCAAAAUUGGAAGUCAAAAUAAACAAAUGAACAAAUUGCUUGGUAAAUAGUUUAGAUAAAAAAAAUAUAUAAUAAAUAUAUAUAAUAAUAGAAAAAUAAUAAUAUAUAUAAUAAUAGAAAAUACAUAAUGAUUUAUAUAAUAUUGAUGCACACCAUAAAUGUUAUCAAAACUGCAAU